GCUUUAAAAGCGUACGUGACUCAAAAGUAAGGACACGGUCGUUGAAAAGACUGAGAUUUCCCUUUGCUUUUGAUCCUUUCUCUCAAUCCUGCAAUCUAGGGUUUUCCCAAAAUCCAGUAAUCCCCAAAAUCCUUUAAAAGAUUCAAUCUUUAUUGGCUAAUUUUUUUUUUGUUGGGUCUCCGAUCUCUCUCACCCACCAAUUCUUCUACGCUAAGGUUUUGUGAUUGAUCAUGACGAUUCCUGAUUCUGGUUUUAUGAUGGAAAACGGGGCCAGUUGCUUGCCGCACCCGCCCGAGGAAGAGAAGCGGAUCGUGACGGAUUUGAUGAACAAAUCAGAGGCUAAUUUGAAAGAAGGCAACCUUUACUACGUCAUUUCCAAUAGGUGGUUUACAAGCUGGCAGAGGUAUGUUGGGCAAGGCACUGCUGAAUAUUCAACUGAUGAGCAGUUAUCUGAUUCUCAACAUUCGAAUGUGGUUCCUUCAAAAAUGGCUGUUAGACCCAGACCGAUUGAUAAUUCUGAUAUAGUUCUAAACAGAAAUGAUAGUGAGUGCAGUGAUUUAGAGCUCCUUAGAAGCUUGCGAGAAGAGGUGGACUAUGUUUUAGUUCCUCAAGAAGUUUGGGAAAAGCUUUUUGAUUGGUACAAAGGAGGACCAGCAUUACCGAGGAAGUUGAUUUUACAGGAGGGUGUCAAACAUCGCCAAUUUAAUGUGGAGGUUUACCCACUUAGUCUUAAUUUGGUUGAUUCAAGAGAUGACAGCCAAUCAGUUAUAAGGUUAAGCAAAAAGGCUUUUGUACGGCAGCUUUAUGAGAAGGUGUGUUCACUUAAAGGAGUAGAACAGGAAAAGGCUCGUAUUUGGGACUACUUCAAUAAACAGAAACAAGUACCAUUAAAUAUUACGAGCCGAACGCUGGAGGAAUCAAACUUGCAGAUGGAUCAACAUAUCCUUCUGGAGGUGCAAGUUGAUGGACAUUGUUCUUCUCAAUUGGGCAUGGAUUCAACUGGAAAUGAGUUAGCUUUGGUACCCCUCGAACCUUCAAGGUCAUCCGUGACAAUUGCAGGGGGGCCGACCAUGUCAAAUGGGCAUUCAACCAGUUGUAGCUCUAAUAUGUAUCGGGGAAGUGCUUUGAGCACAGCAUUCAGUGAUAUAGAUGACAGAUAUGAUAGUUAUAACUCUCUGAGAAAAGGAGAGCGGGGUGGAUUGGCUGGACUACAGAAUCUGGGAAAUACUUGCUUUAUGAAUAGUGCGAUUCAAUGUUUAGUCCACACACCCCCUCUUGUUGAGUACUUCUUGCAAGAUUACUCUGAGGAGAUCAACACAGAAAAUCCACUAGGAAUGCAUGGUGAGCUUGCACUUGCAUUUGGUGAAUUACUGAGAAAAUUGUGGUCUUCAGGGCGGACUACAAUUGCUCCGCGUGCGUUUAAAGGGAAACUUGCUCGAUUUGCUCCACAAUUUAGUGGUUAUAAUCAGCAUGAUUCUCAGGAACUUCUUGCCUUCUUACUAGAUGGGCUGCAUGAAGAUUUGAAUCGUGUCAAACAAAAGCCCUACAUUGAAACGAAGGAUUCAGACGGUCAACCAGAUGAGGAAGUUGCAGAUGAGUGUUGGAAAUAUCACAAGGCCCGUAAUGAUUCAGUUAUUGUAGAUGUUUGCCAAGGUCAAUACAAAUCCACACUGGUUUGCCCAGUUUGUAGCAAAAUCUCAAUUACUUUUGAUCCCUUUAUGUACUUAUCAUUGCCACUACCUUCAACUGUCACCCGGACAAUGACAGUUACCAUGUUUUAUGGUGAUGGAAGCGUUCUUCCAAUGCCUUACACAGUGACUCUGCUUAAACAUGGUUGCUGCAAAGAUCUUAUCCAGGCAUUGGGUACUGCAUGCUGCUUGAAGAAUGAUGAAAGCCUUUUGCUUGCGGAGGUUUACGAAUACCGAAUUCAUCGGUAUUUUGAGAACUCUUUGGAACCAUUGGCUUCAAUAAAGGAUGAUGAACUUAUUGUGGCCUACCGACUAUCCAAAAAGGGGACAGGAAGAACAAAACUAGAAAUUAUCCAUCGAGUGCAGGAAAAAUCUAUAUCAGACAAUCUAAAGAGUGUUUCUAGGAAGCUUUUUGGAACGCCUCUGGUGACUUAUUUGGAUGAAGAUCCUCCAAAUGAAGCUGAAAUUAGUAUAGCUGUUUCUAGAAUGCUAUCACCUUUGAGAAGAAUAUAUUCUUCUUCAACUAAGGCUCAUAGCAGUAAGGAAAAUGGCUUUGUUUCAGAAGCUAUCGAUGAACCAUUGGACAGCUGCAAUGCUCAUUCUGGACCAGGAGACGAAUCAAUGGACAACACAGAACUAGAGGGAACAUCCAGCACGGACUUCUCCUUCCAGCUCUUUUUAACUAAUGCAAGUGGUUUAAGCUGCAAGCCGAUUGAAAAGGAUUCUCUUUUAAAAUCCAAUCCACUUGUUAAGGUUUUUCUGGACUGGAGUGAUAAGGAAAAUCAAUUAUAUGAUUCUAGCUACCUCAAGGAUCUCCCUGAGGUUCACAAGACUGGGUUCAGUGUGAAAAAAACCAGGCAGGAAGCUGUCUCUUUGUUUUCAUGCUUGGAAGCGUUCUUGACAGAAGAACCUCUAGGGCCUGAUGACAUGUGGUACUGCCCAAGAUGCAAGGAACAUAGACAAGCGACAAAAAAACUUGAUUUGUGGAUGUUGCCAGACAUCCUUGUUGUUCACUUGAAGCGAUUCUCAUAUAGCAGAUAUCUAAAGAACAAACUUGACACUUUUGUGAAUUUCCCCAUUCGCAAUCUUGAUUUGAGCAAAUAUGUGAAAAGCAAGGAUGGGCGAUCUCACAUGUACGAGUUAUAUGCCAUCAGCAACCAUUAUGGUGGUCUUGGAGGUGGGCACUACACUGCCUAUGCCAAGUUGAUUGAUGAGAAUAGAUGGUACCAUUUCGAUGACAGUCAUGUUUCUCCGGUCAAUGAAGCUGAGAUCAGAACUUCGGCCGCUUAUCUAUUAUUCUAUCAAAGAGUUAAAACUGAAUCAAGGUCAGAAGCAGGAGAGACAUCGCGGGCUCACAUGGAUUUUUGAAGGCAAUGACUGGGUUCAUAUUGCUGUUUCAUGGACUUUGAGCUUCCAUUUUACAAGGUUUAGCUAAUUCGUUGAGACAUUGUCCAUAGAAUGAUGCUUUUGCUUAGCCAGGCAAACCUGAGAAGCCACGGCUUAAAGAUACGGAUCACUGAGAUUGAAGUGGACAUGACAUCGAAGUUUAAGGGAGCAGUUUCAGAAAAUUGGCUUAGUGAGAGCAAGGAUGGUUGCAUUUACAUAAAAAGAAAUCUUUCUGUUCUAUCUGGUUUAUGUAGGGUGGCUGUAGUUAAUUCUUCUCCUUACCUCUUGUUCUCCAAAAUGUCCAUUUUCUGAUGUAGCCAACUCUGGUGUUAUUCUAUUGAAAAUCAUUGUGAUUAUUCCACUUCUUGUAAGGCAUUGAAUAUGAUCAUGACUGGUAUGUCCGGAGAAAGAUUUUGUACGGAUGCCCCCUUGUAUGAGCAAGUAUCAAGACAAAAUUGGAAAGAAAUAAACGGAUAGCAUUUUUUGUUGUGCUUCA
Molecule: messenger RNA, 3570 nt
Organism: Alnus glutinosa
Lineage: Eukaryota; Viridiplantae; Streptophyta; Magnoliopsida; Fagales; Betulaceae
Product: ubiquitin carboxyl-terminal hydrolase 9-like
Exons: 14
Coding region: 231-3056 (941 amino acids)
Biological process (GO): protein deubiquitination
Molecular function (GO): cysteine-type deubiquitinase activity
Source: RefSeq, a predicted model, not a curated record